Hevea brasiliensis (rubber tree) is the source of this 2081-nucleotide messenger RNA. RefSeq names its product probable xyloglucan 6-xylosyltransferase 5. Gene Ontology annotation, biological process: xyloglucan biosynthetic process. Lineage: Eukaryota; Viridiplantae; Streptophyta; Magnoliopsida; Malpighiales; Euphorbiaceae. Gene Ontology annotation, molecular function: hexosyltransferase activity. The transcript has a single exon. The record is from RefSeq and is a predicted model, not a curated record. Bases 343 to 1698 code for a protein of 451 amino acids. Gene Ontology annotation, cellular component: endosome; membrane; trans-Golgi network.
ACACACACACAUAAAAGUGUCACUGGACAAGCAGUAGUUGGACGUACGUCGUCCCAGCGCAGUCCCUGAUUUGAACUCUUCCAUUGUCACCGCUACCAAAACAGGACCAACGCGUCCAACACCAACGCCACCGUCACCGCCGCCUAGGAUUUUUAAAUUAUUCUUCCUCUUCCCCCCUCCCUACAAAGAGCUCUCAGAGCUAAGAGAAUAUAGAACUUUAUAUUAUUAUAUUAAAUGCCUUUCAGAUCCACACACUAGAAAGUUACACCCAAAAGAGAGAGAAUUUGGAUCUCUCUCUAAUUGCCGCUUCUGAGUCUAUAAUCCGAGAGAGUUAACUUUAAUAUGGGAAUUGAGAACUUCACUCCCCAGAAGAGAGCAAGCGGUGGCCUACCUUCCACGACAGCCAACGGCAGAGGAGGCCGUGCAACCAUGCCGCGCGGCAGGCAGAUUCACAAAACCUUCAAUAACAUCAAGAUCACUAUCCUCUGUGGCUUCGUCACCAUCCUCGUCCUCCGUGGUACCAUCGGCAUUGGCAAUCUCACCAGCUCUGAGGAGGAAGCUAUCAACCAGAACCUCAUCGAGGAGACUAACCGGAUUCUGGCCGAGAUCCGCUCCGACAACGACCCUACCGACCCGGAUGAGCCGCCCGAGGCCGAGAUCAACCCCAAUGUCACUUACACGUUAGGCCCCAAACUCUCUAACUGGGACGAGGAACGCAAGGUAUGGCUUAGCCAAAACCUCGAGUUCCCUAAUUUUGUGAAUGGGAAGCCUAGGAUUUUGCUUUUGACCGGGUCGCCUCCUAACCCCUGUGAUAACCCGAUUGGGGAUCAUUACUUAUUAAAAGCUAUAAAGAAUAAGAUCGACUAUUGUAGGAUUCAUGGGAUUGAGAUUGUUUAUAAUAUGGCUCAUUUGGAUAAGGAAUUAGCUGGGUACUGGGCGAAAUUACCCAUGAUUAGGAGAUUGAUGCUGUCGCAUCCUGAAGUAGAGUGGAUUUGGUGGAUGGAUAGUGAUGCAAUGUUUACUGAUAUGGUUUUUGAGAUCCCGUUAUCCAAGUACGAUAAGCAUAAUUUGGUGAUUCAUGGGUAUCCUGAUUUGUUGUUCGAACAAAAAUCAUGGAUUGCUUUGAACACUGGGAGUUUCUUGUUUAGGAAUUGUAAGUGGAGCUUGGAUUUGCUUGAUGCCUGGGCUCCAAUGGGUCCUAAGGGGCCAAUAAGGGAGGAGGCUGGCAAGAUUUUGACUGCAAAUUUGAAGGGGAGGCCAGCAUUUGAGGCUGAUGAUCAGUCAGCUUUGAUUUACUUACUUCUUUCACAAAAGGAUCAGUGGAUGGAUAAGGUGUAUAUUGAGAAUCAAUAUUAUUUGCAUGGGUAUUGGGCAGGGUUGGUGGAUAGGUAUGAGGAGAUGAUUGAGAAGCACCAUCCAGGAUUGGGUGAUGAGAGGUGGCCUUUUGUGACUCAUUUUGUUGGUUGCAAGCCUUGUGGGAGCUAUGGGGAUUAUCCUGUUGAACAGUGCUUGAGAAGCAUGGAAAGGGCUUUCAAUUUCGCUGAUAACCAGGUGCUUAAGUUAUACGGUUUUGGGCAUAGGGGACUAUUGAGCCCCAAGAUCAAGAGGAUCAGGAAUGAGACAGUGACUCCAUUGGACUAUGUAGACCAGUUUGAUAUUCGCCAUUCAGUACAUGGAAACAGCAGGUCGGGGAGCUAGUGAGUGAAAUAUGUUCACUGUGUCAUAAUUUGUAGGCAAUGUAAUUCCUCAGUUGAAGGCAGAUAUAAAUUUGAUAGCAAUCUACAUUUAAGUAAGUUUUUCCUUGCUAUGUUGUCUUGGUUAUGCUUCUGAGAUAAAAAAGGAUAGAAUUCUUUUAUUGGCAUCAACUUUGUGUUCCUUCUUGUUCGAGUAAUCAAUGAAGGAAAUUUAUAAACAAGAGCUACAGAUGGUUGUCCUCCUUCAUUUCUCUUCUUAUUUGGGUAAUGACUUGUUUAUUUUCCUUUGUACUCAUUCUUCUGGAAUGUAAAUGAUAAGAAUAUUGUGUACGAUUAUAGAAAAUUGCAGUCGGGAGAAAAUUUGAAAUCCUCAGUUUGUCAUUCAAA